AUGAGGAAAAGAGAGCGAGAGAAUCCAUGUGGAGUUUGUGGGCAUUAUCAUAAGUACGAGGAAGGUGAAGUUUGCGGCGUUUGUGGCCACCGUAUGCCGGCCGGAGGGGAGAAGUCGUCGUCUUCUCAGCUUAGUGCUUUCCCUUCCGAGAUCCUGCCCGAGUUUCUCUAUCUGGGCAGCUACGAUAAUGCCUCCCGUGCUGAACUUCUCAAGACUCAAGGGAUUUCUCGGGUUCUAAAUACUGUUCCAGCUUGUCAGAAUUUGUAUAAAAACUCUUUCACAUAUCAUUGUCUUCCUGAGGAGGAGAAGUUGCCUUUUGAAGAUGCUAUUCGGUUCUUAGAACAAUGUGAAAGGGAAAACGCUCGUGUUCUUGUACACUGCAUGUCUGGGAAAAAUAGGUCACCAGCUAUUGUAAUAGCUUACUUGAUGAAAAGCAAGGGAUGGAGAUUUGCACAGAGCUACCAGUGGGUGAAGGAGCGGAGACCUUCUGUUGAUUUAACCGAAGCUGUCUACCAGCAACUAAUGGAGUUUGAGAUGAAGACUUUUGAGUCUGUUGAGAAUAUUGGCCAGCCUACACCCGGCUUCGCCCCAGGUAGUGUGCCAUCAUUUAGCUUUGGUUUCCCAAAGCCGAAUGAUCCUGUUCCCGUUCCUGCUUUCAGUAAUACUGGUGCACCUUCGGUGUUUGCCAGUCCAGCUCUUAGCGUUCCACCUCAGGAUUUUAUUUUUGGAGCUGGCCAGACAUCCGAGACGAGCAAUAAUAAUGACAUUGCCAUGGGCGGUGGAUCAUGA
This is a messenger RNA of Oldenlandia corymbosa var. corymbosa, 789 nucleotides long. Lineage: Eukaryota; Viridiplantae; Streptophyta; Magnoliopsida; Gentianales; Rubiaceae. The record is from the annotation of a GenBank genome assembly.